Messenger RNA from Neurospora hispaniola, 360 nucleotides. RefSeq lists its product as uncharacterized. The coding region runs from base 1 to 360 and encodes 119 amino acids. Lineage: Eukaryota; Fungi; Ascomycota; Sordariomycetes; Sordariales; Sordariaceae. The transcript is spliced from 2 exons. The record is from RefSeq and is a predicted model, not a curated record.
AUGCGGACGAGGCGGUUGUGGGACGGUCAUGAAUAUAAUGUCGUUGAUAUAGAUCCGUACGGUUGUACCCGCGAGGCGGUGCCUUCUGAGCGGCAGAAGCGGGUGCUCCGCAGAGGAAAGAGAGUGUCAGGGUCGGGUGAAGGAGACAGUGCCUUGGCGUCGUUGGCUCCCGCGACUCCCGCCCAAGCUGUUGUCAUGUGGUGCAUCCUCCUUGGCUGCCCGACAGCCUUCGGCGGCCCCAAGGUUGUAAUGCUUCAGCCUCUCAAGGUCCCCUUCUCGGAGAUGUUUCUACAAAGGGCUUGGAAUAGGAUUAAGGACCCGAGAAAAGUUAGGAUAUGGCUCGGUGAUGUCAAACCUUAA